Messenger RNA from Phoenix dactylifera (date palm), 1686 nucleotides. RefSeq names its product polygalacturonase-like. Gene Ontology annotation, molecular function: polygalacturonase activity. Gene Ontology annotation, biological process: carbohydrate metabolic process. The record is from RefSeq and is a predicted model, not a curated record. NCBI's taxonomy places the organism in Eukaryota, Viridiplantae, Streptophyta, Magnoliopsida, Arecales, Arecaceae.
CCUAAUACGUUGCAUUCUUUUGUCCCUUCUCCUGUUUGUGAUGCUAGCAAUGGCCCCACAUAAAUUUCUUCUGCUCUCUCUCGUCUUGUUCUCCUUCAACCACUUCUUCUGUUUUAGCAAACUGGAUGAAGACCGCACCCUUGGCUACCUUGAUGAUAUUUCUUCUGAUGUCAUGAGUACGCACCCAUCAUACUACGGAGCAGUACAUGCAGAAAGAGAAACAAUUAAAUAUCGACCCAAUAGGUUUGUCCUGGAGAGAGUCGCUCGAGUUGCUAGCCUUAGGUCUUCACAAGAAGUGGUCAAUGUGGAGGGCUACGGUGCUAAAGGUGAUGGAACUGAUGAUACAGAGGCAUUUGAAGAGGCCUGGAAGAAAGCUUGCUCCUCUUCUACUUCAGCUGUCCUCAUGGUGCCUGAGAACAAGCGCUACCUACUUAAGCCAGUCACCUUCUCUGGCCCUUGUAAAUCCGAUGUUUCUCUGAUGAUCAAAGGAACAAUUGAAGCAUCUUCAGACCGAUCAGAUUGGAACGGAAAGAACGGCAGACACUGGAUCCUAUUCAGUGGCAUCGAAAAUCUUUACGUGGGAGGCGGUGGAACCAUUAACGGCAACGGGAAGAUAUGGUGGCAAAACUCUUGCAAAAUCGAUAAAUCACUACCUUGCAAGAAUGCCCCAACGGCCAUGACCUUUUACUCUUGUGACAAAUUGACGGUGGAGAACUUGAACAUAAAAGAUAGCCAACAGAUUCAUGUAUCAUUUGAGAGAAGCACCAAUGUGAAAGUUUCCAGCCUCACCAUCACCGCUCCGGAGAAGAGUCCAAAUACUGAUGGCAUUCACGUUACCAUGACCAAAAAUAUAGCGAUAACAAAUUGUGUCAUCGGGACUGGUGAUGACUGCAUAUCUAUCGAGAGUGGGUCUCAAAAUGUGAAGGCUACAAAUAUAGUCUGCGGACCAGGCCAUGGAAUCAGUAUUGGAAGCUUAGGAGAUCGCGGCUCGGAAGCCCAAGUCUCGAAUGUGAUUGUGGACACAGCGCAACUGAAAGGCACCACAAAUGGUGCCAGGAUCAAGACCUGGCAGGGAGGACGCGGCUAUGCAAAGGAUAUCAUAUUUCAAAAUUUGGUUAUGCAUGGAGUGCAGAAUCCUAUAAUUAUUGACCAAAGUUAUUGUGAUUCCCAAGAACCAUGCAAACAACAGGAUUCAGCAGUGGAAGUUAGCAAUGUUACGUACAAUAAUAUCAAGGGAACAAGUGCUUCGAAAGUUGCUAUCAAAUUUGAUUGCAGCACAACUGUCCCUUGCCAUGAUAUAGUCCUGCAAGAUGUCGAUCUAGUUGGAGAGGGGCAUGCUGCAACAAGCUUAUGUAACCAUGUAAAUUGGACCAAAGAAGGGAACGUGAUCCCGUUGCCUUGCGCCAAAUGAGGUCAUAAGGAGGAAAGCAUUUCCUGGCAUGAUUAUACGAUACCUAUCUCACUGGGGGUGUACCAUCCUCGACCUAUCCCAAGGAUUAUACAAUACCCAUUUAUAGUUCAUAGAAGAAAAUAAAUUGUUUCUUAUUCACAUAUUAUUGCCCAACCACUUUUGGGUGGGUCCUCUUCUCAUCAUGCCAAAGAGAAGAACUAGAGAAGACAUGUUUAUAGAUAGGAACAUAUGUAAUACAUUGCACUUAAAAUUAUACAGUUCUGUGGUUCAUGAUA